Mesocricetus auratus (golden hamster) is the source of this 3287-nucleotide messenger RNA. It is a transcript of the gene Cntf, whose product is annotated as ciliary neurotrophic factor. The transcript is spliced from 2 exons. The record is from RefSeq and is a predicted model, not a curated record. Gene Ontology annotation, molecular function: cytokine activity; growth factor activity; ciliary neurotrophic factor receptor binding. NCBI's taxonomy places the organism in Eukaryota, Metazoa, Chordata, Mammalia, Rodentia, Cricetidae. Gene Ontology annotation, cellular component: axon. The coding region runs from base 1331 to 1933 and encodes 200 amino acids. Gene Ontology annotation, biological process: negative regulation of neuron apoptotic process; astrocyte activation; ciliary neurotrophic factor-mediated signaling pathway.
UCUAAUGCUGAGAUGCCUUGUAGCUCUGUUUGGCAGACUUCAAAUGUUGCUUCAGUUCCUUACUUAAGGAUGUUAAAAGAUACAGGGAAGUACAGUCUACUCUGAUGACAGAACCUUGGUUGCAUUUAACAUCAGUGCUUCUUGACAAACUUAAUACCUGUGUCAAGUUCUAAUUUUAAGAAAGAAAGCAUAGUGUAAUCUUGAUAAAAGUUCAAUGGCAGUCAUUCCUCAUUUGUUUGCCUUGUCAAUUUGCUCCUUAGAUGACAAGUGUUUGAACUUCUUGGCAACAUCUGAUAUGAAAUAGGGACACUCACAGACCCGUUUGAGGAUGAAACUUUGAAACUUUAGCCAAUUAGCAUCACCCACUGAGUAUAGUACAAAUAGAAUGACAGAUCUGUAAGCACCUUUUAACUCUUUUGUCCUCAUUUCAAAGACUGUUCAUUGUCUUGUUUAGCAUGGAGUAUGACUGGGACUGGGAAGAAAAAGAAGCGUGUUGUCACUUGAGUAAGACUGCCUGAGAAAUGUUACUAAGUUAGAGUUGGGUGUUUCCUUUGGGAGAGAACAGGCCUAAACAGUGCCUUCCACAUCCUGUAGCUACUAGGAAGGCACCAUGAUUGAGAUUAGAGAUGCUCCUUUACCUAAUUUUUACACAAGUUUAAAUUAACCUUAUGAAGGAUGGGGAUGGAAAGAUGCUACCAAGGACCUGUAAUCACAUAGUCUUUGUCUCUUUCACAAAACAGGAGCCACACAAAUCAUAAAAGGGGUGGGGGGGGUGAAUAUAACCAAUGAGAAAAACUUACUAUUUCACUCAAAAUUAGUCUGAAGAAUCAAAUGAAGUUUAAAUGCUAUAGCACAGUAUCUGACCCAUUUGAUAAAUGGCACCUAACUCAAUACAUUCUGCCAUACUAAAACAAAAGUUUAGAAUGUAAAAAGCAGAAUAAAAUCAAUAGAUUAUAUGUGUAAAUAUCACUACAUUAGGCAGGGGUGGGUGUCAUGAGGAUUAGUGUGAUAGUGACCUUGUUGCUAAGUACAAAAGCAAAACAAUGACAUAAAAACAAGUGCUGAGUGGAGGAGAGAGAUGGAGGCAGACACUACGGAAAAAAAAAAAAAAAGACUGAUUGAAAAGGGCCCUUUGAUUCCACAGGCACAAAAAUCCACAGCCAGGAAUUUGCUGCCACCUCUGAGUCAGGCAGGGGGUGGGGAUGGGGGUGCACAAUCCCAUUAGAGAAUGCCCAGUGGAUUUAGUCUGUGGGAGUCAUAUUUCUUAUUUGGCCCAGUGAAGACAGAAGCAAACCAGCUCACUUGUUUCCUGGGACAGUUGAUUUAGGGGAUGGCUUUCGCUGAGCAGUCACCUCUGACCCUUCACCGCCGGGACCUCUGUAGCCGUUCUAUCUGGCUAGCAAGGAAGAUUCGUUCAGACCUGACUGCUCUUGUGGAGUCUUAUGUGAAGCAUCAGGGCCUGAAUGAAAAUGUCAACCUGGACUCGGUGGCUGGUGUGCCAGUGGCAAGCACUGAUCGUUGGAGUGAGAUGACUGAGGCAGAGAGACUCCAAGAGAACCUUCAGGCUUACCGUACCUUCCAUGGGAUGUUGACCAAGCUUUUAGAAGAUCAGAGAGUACAUUUCACCCCAGCUGAAGGUGGCUUCCAUCAGGCAAUACAUACUCUUCUGCUCCAAGUUUCUGCCUUUGCCUACCAGCUAGAGGAGUUAAUGGCACUUCUGGAACAGAAGAUCCCAGAGAAUGAGGUUGAUGGGAUGCCUGUUGCUGUUGGAGAUGGUGGCCUCUUUGAGAAGAAGCUAUGGGGCCUAAAGGUUCUUCAAGAGCUUUCGCAGUGGACCGUGAGGUCUAUCCAUGACCUCCGUGUCAUUUCUUCUCAUCAGAUGGGAAUCUCAGCACAUGAGAGCCAUUAUGAGGCCAAGGAUAAGCAAAUGUAGCAGUCAGCUCUUCCCUCUCUUUUGUUCUGGUGAGAUAUAGGUACUUCCCCGAGGCCUCGAUUUCUCAGAAUCAAUUUUUGAAAACCAUAGACCACAGGCAUUUUCAUCAAGUAGGGUUGACCCACAUAUGAAAAGGCGGAUAUUACAGGGUUAUUCUGGGUGUAUGCAUAUGUGUGCACAUGUUUUUGUUUGUAUUGGUGGUAUAGUAGAGGAAAAAAAAGGGGACACUAUCCUCCCAUCUUCCUGCUUCAACAUUCCUGAUACUAAGUGACCUUUCUAGGCAUUUAAACAGCCUUACAGACAGAAGAGAAAUUGUAACCAGUUCUGGUUGACUUCGGCAAAGACUGACUAACAAAUUGGAAGUCCUAGACUAGGGCCAUUCAAACUACCAUAAUAAAAAUAACAUUGCUGUGCUAAGGCAAUGAGUGUGCCAUCACUUUAUAUACUUUCUGUAUAACUUGACAUCUUUGUCUCAGAGGGUUAGAAGAUGGUUCUUGCUAUCUAUCCCUAGCACUGAAAAACAGCCCUUAUUACACAUCCUCAUAAGUCAGCAGCAGACAGCCAUCCACAAGUAUUUGUUGCUCAUACCUGGUAAAGACAGCAACUGCUUAUUAUCUUCAGAUUCCAUUUGGGAAAAAAAAAGGGGGGGCCCACUGUACUUGGAAGCUAAAGAAUAUGCAAUAACAUACUGGUUUAGUGUUGCCUAAUGUACUUGAAUAUUGAGUUAAUCUCUGUUUAUAGCAAGUGAACAGAUCAGUGAUACAGGUGCUAUAACUAGAUACUCGACAGAGGAUGGAAUGCUCAGGUUAAAGUGUCACAGAGCUCCAUCACUUUACAUUCUCUGGACUUAGUCAUGAGGUGAGGAUGAGGUCUAGUUGGUCCCCACUGAGAAUGCCAGAGAUUCUUAACACAAUAACGCUCUGCUUUUAAUGUUCUUGUAAGCGCCACACAGUGUGGAAGACUAGGAAAGAGACAUCCCUGGGGAAGUCAUUUGCAGUGAAACCUGUACAUUAAUGAGGCAUUGUGAAUCCAACAGUUUGUUAGUAUCAUUUGUUUUUUACUUAUCUUUAGUUAAACCUGAGAGGUCUUGAGUUGGGGAUCUAAAUCUAAUCAUGACAUCUUGCUUCAUAAAUGAACCAUCUUAUAUCCUCUCCUGCAAGGAGUUCCAUACAGGCUAGAACUCUAAUCAUGUACAGGACAGGACUCAGCCAAUCACUGUAGUAUUUCAGGGGAAGUGAUACCCUGUAUUCUACUAUGCAUUUGUGAAAAUACAGUUGUGUAUGUAUAAAAUAAAGACCAAAAUGUGAGAUUGCAAAGAAUUGAAAGAGAUCAAUUAAAGCCACAAAUAAAUAUA